Messenger RNA from Zea mays, 354 nucleotides. RefSeq lists its product as uncharacterized. The coding region runs from base 19 to 354 and encodes 111 amino acids. The transcript has 4 exons. The record is from RefSeq and is a predicted model, not a curated record. NCBI's taxonomy places the organism in Eukaryota, Viridiplantae, Streptophyta, Magnoliopsida, Poales, Poaceae. Gene Ontology annotation, molecular function: deSUMOylase activity. Gene Ontology annotation, cellular component: nucleus. Gene Ontology annotation, biological process: proteolysis; protein desumoylation.
GUGAUCCAUGCAAGAAAUAUGGAGAUACAAGUGCUCGAUUCACUUGGUACUUCACAAGACCGCAAAGACCUCACUGACUCUAUUAAAGGACUGCAAAGACAAAUAGAUAUGAUAUCUCAAUGUAAGGAGUUAAAAGACCACAGGUGGCCAGACCUCCAAGUUGCUUCUUGGCCGCUCAGAGAAAUAGACAUGGGAUAUGCAAAGCAGACAGAUAGCUCUUCAUGUGGCCUCUUUCUUUUGAACUAUAUCGAAUACUGGAUAGGGGAUGAACUGUCUGACAGUUUUACCCAGGAUGACAUGUCACACUUUAGGGAAAAAAAUGGUUGCUAUAUUACUAUCUUCAGACCUGAAUAA